Molecule: messenger RNA, 495 nt
Organism: Alternaria burnsii
Lineage: Eukaryota; Fungi; Ascomycota; Dothideomycetes; Pleosporales; Pleosporaceae
Exons: 2
Coding region: 1-495 (164 amino acids)
Source: RefSeq, a predicted model, not a curated record
AUGCAGGAACAGCCGCUGACAAAGAGGCUCGAUUACGUGUUCGGCAAGAUGCUGCGUUAUCAUACCCAAUCAGAUGAUUGCGCCCAAGACAAGGUUGGCUCAUCCACCGCAAGCGAACCUUGUCACAACGACAACUACAACAGAGAAGACAUUCAGAACGAAGACCAAGAAGUUUUCGCAUACAGUCACGAUACUACCGGCGCACAUGUCGACCCUCAGCUCGCUGCUCUCCUGAACGGACCACAGUGGCAGAAAUCAAAUCCGAACACGCGUCGCGCGACCAGAGCAGACUACAGCUGCAAGAAGCCGUCGCAAAUUGCAACGAGAAAACGUUCUCGUAAAGCAAAGUACCGUGCAGCGGACGAUAAUCGGAUCCCACAUCUUGUGCUCGAGCCUAAGACUCUAGCACGUUGGAACAGAUUUUGGGAAGAGGAUUUGAGGCCCGAAUCUUUUGUUAAGACAUUCAUCAGCAACAAAGACGACUUGAAGCGCUAG